AUGGGAGAGGCCAACCAGUCAAGAGUCUCUGAGUUCCUCCUCCUGGGGCUCUCCAGGCAGCCCCUGCAGCAGCAGCAGCUCCUCUUCCUGCUCUUCCUCACCAUGUACCUGGCCACGGUCCUGGGAAACCUGCUCAUCCUCCUAGCCAUCAGCGUGGACUCCCGCCUGCACGUCCCCAUGUACUUCUUCCUCUGCAACCUGUCCUUGGUGGACACCUGCUUCUCCUCCACCACUGUCCCCAAGGUGCUGGCCAACCACGUACUCGGGAGCCAGACCAUCUCUUUCUCUGGCUGUCUCACGCAGAUGUACUUUGUUUUCAUGUUCAUGGACAUGGACAAUUUCCUCCUGGCUGUGAUGGCCUAUGACCGCUUUGUGGCUGUAUGCCACCCCUUACACUAUUCAGCAAAGAUGACCCCCCAGCUCUGUGCCCUGCUGGUCACUGGAUCGUGGGUCACUGCCAGUCUGGAUAUGCUCUUGCACACCCUGCUGAUGGCUCGACUCUCCUUCUGUGCAGACAAUGCCAUCCCCCACUUCUUCUGUGAUGUGACCCCCCUCCUCAAGCUCUCCUGCUCUGACACACACCUCAAUGAGGUGAUGAUAUUGACUGAAGCUGCCCUGAUCAUGAUCACCCCGUUCAUUUGCAUCCUGGCUUCAUAUGUCCUUAUCACCUGUGCUGUCCUGAGGAUCCCAUCCACAAAGGGGAGAUGGAAAGCCUUCUCCACCUGUGGUUCCCACCUGGCUGUGGUGUUCCUCUUCUAUGGCACCAUCAUAUUUUUGUAUUUCAACCCUUUGUCCUCCCACGCAGCUGAGACAGAUGUAGCAGCUGCUGUGAUGUUCUCUGUGGUGACCCCCAUGCUGAACCCCUUCAUCUACAGCCUGAGAAACCAGGACAUAAAAGGGGCUCUUGGAAAAGUGAUUGCUAUGAAAUUUUUUUCUGCUCAGUAA
This is a messenger RNA of Budorcas taxicolor (takin), 945 nucleotides long. RefSeq names its product olfactory receptor 1F1-like. Gene Ontology annotation, molecular function: olfactory receptor activity; G protein-coupled receptor activity. Lineage: Eukaryota; Metazoa; Chordata; Mammalia; Artiodactyla; Bovidae. Gene Ontology annotation, cellular component: membrane. Gene Ontology annotation, biological process: G protein-coupled receptor signaling pathway. Bases 1 to 945 code for a protein of 314 amino acids. The transcript has a single exon. The record is from RefSeq and is a predicted model, not a curated record.